Arachis ipaensis is the source of this 906-nucleotide messenger RNA. Its product is annotated as disease resistance protein RGA2-like. The record is from RefSeq and is a predicted model, not a curated record. Lineage: Eukaryota; Viridiplantae; Streptophyta; Magnoliopsida; Fabales; Fabaceae.
AUGAAAAAUCUUACCAACCUCAGGCACCUUGAAUUGGACAUAAAACGCCAAAUUAGUUCUAUGCCAAAGGAAUUUGGAAAGUUAACAAACCUUCAAACCUUAUCGGCGUUCAUCGUAGGCAAAGAGAAAGGACAAUGCAUAGAAGAGCUUAAAGACAUGAGAUUCCUUCAUGGGUCCAUAUGUAUAGUCAAUCUUGAAAAUGUGACUAAUAUGAGAGAAGCCGUCGCGGCUAAGUUAGAACAAAAGCCAUGCUUGGAAGGCUUGGAGUUGCAAUGGAAUGAGUUUAAAGAUGGCCUAGAAGAGCAACAAAUCUUGGCUGGUCUUCAACCUCAUAAUAGGAUCAAAUGGUUAACUAUAACAGGUUAUGGUGGUUUUAUGUUUCCAAGUUGGUUGGGAAACCCAACAUUUUGCAGGAUUGAGAGAAUUCUUUUGCAAAAUUGUCGUUAUUGUAAAGUAUUCCCUUCUCUUGGCCAGCUUCCAAUGCUUAAACAUCUUUAUGUGGAAGAGAUGCAUGAUUUGACACGCGUGGAUGAUGAGUCCCAAGGUCCAAACAGUUUUCCAUCUUUGCAGUCUCUUACAUUUCAUAAUCUGCAGAACUUGCAACAAUGGAAGGAUUUGAAAGCAGGGGAUAUGCCUAACCUCACUCAUCUUACAGUAAUAGAUUGUCCAAGCUUGAACUUUCUUCCUUCACUUCAUUAUCUUACAAGACUUGAGAGCUUAGAGAUUUCUCAAUGUCCCAAGCUUCAAUGCUUACCAGCAGAAGGUUUACCGGAUUCACUGGAAUGUCUAAUCAUCAUAGACUGUUCUGUUCUGAAGGAAAGAUGCAGAGUUCAUGAAGGUGAAGAUUGGAACAAGAUACAGUCCAUCCCUAAAGUUGAGAUUGAUUAUGAGGAUAUAUUUUGGUGA